AUGGAGUGUUACUACAUUGUCAUCAGCUCCACGCAUCUCAGCAAUGGGCACUUUCGCAACAUCAAGGGAGUUUUCCGAGGUCCCCUCAGCAAGAACGGGAACAAAACUCUGGAUUAUGCUGAGAAGGAGAACACAAUAGCAAAGGCUCUAGAAGACCUAAAAGCCAACUUCUACUGUGAACUCUGUGAUAAACAGUACUACAAACAUCAGGAGUUUGACAAUCAUAUUAAUUCAUAUGACCAUGCUCAUAAGCAGAGGCUUAAGGAAUUAAAACAAAGAGAAUUUGCCCGAAAUGUAGCAUCUAAAUCCAGGAAAGAUGAAAGAAAACAGGAAAAGGCUCUUCAACGACUACACAAGCUGGCUGAGUUACGGAAAGAAGCCACGUGUGCUCCUGGAAGUGGUCCUAUGUUCAAGUCAACCACUGUUACAGUGAAAGAGAAUUUAAAUGAAAUUUCACAUGGAGAGAUGGUAGAUUCUGUUAAUAAAGAGGAGGAAUUCAAGGAUACCUUGAUUCACAGUUCUCAGAAUGCUAAAGAUGCUGAAGUUAUUGCUUCAGCUCCAGAAAACUCAAAUAAUCAUAUGUCAAAACCCAACAAUCUUGGAGACCAGGUUUCUGGGGUCCAUGGGCAGAAGGUUGGUUUUUCUUUUGCCUUUCCAAAGAAAGCUUCAGUGAAACUGGAAUCUUCUGCUGCAGCUUUCUCUGAAUACAAUGAUGACGCUUCUGCAGAAAAUGGUUUUAACAGAAGAAGUAGAUUUAUCCCAGGAGUUUGUCACCAUCUAUUGUCUUUGCCAACAGAAAUAGUUUUGAAUCCUGAAGAGAAGCCAAAUUCAUUUCAUCCCCUUGGGGAGAUGUGCUCUGAGAAAGAAGAAACUCCUCAAACUCCAGAGACAAAAGAACCUGUGAGUAAAGAUGAUUCUUUAUUAGUGCUCCCUUUUUGCCAGCCAAUACUCCCCUUGUCUGCUGAUUCUGAGGGCUAUGUAAAUCCAACUGUAUUACUAGAUCAGACUAAACCCAAAGAUGUCAUUAUUAAUCAAGACACAUCUAUAGACUCUGGUGAACCUGAACUAUUAGAAAAUAAAUCAACAACUACCGCCAUUGGUAAUGACAGUUUGUCUUUGCCUGCUAUCCAAGAAGAAAAUCUUAAGAAUCUCUACAGCGAUUCAUCCCUUAAUGAACCUGAAGGCAAAACAAUAAUGCAUGAUAUUUUGGUCCCUCCAAAUACUGAUGGGGAUACAACUUUGCAGAAUAGAGAGGAUUCAUGUCGAAGACCACAGGACCCUUUUGUACCUGUGCUUAGUAAGUAUGGAUCAACUGUUCUUCAAUGGCCAUCUGAAAUGCUAAUCUAUACAAGUACAGAACCAUCAAUUUCUUACAGCUGCAAUCCUCUAUGUUUUGACUUUAAAUCUACCAGAUCAAGCAAUAGUCUUGAGAAAAACAAGCAUAAUUUAAAUAUUCUUCAUUCUCAGCAGAUGACUGAAGAUUCUUGCAUGAGUCCAGAUAUAAAUUGCAAGGACGAUUCCAUUACAGAGGCCAAUGAUUAUGAAAUUGGAAGUAGUAAGAAUGAGUAUAACCAUGCCAUAUCACUUAUAACUGAUGAUAAUUUUAAUAAAGACUGUGGUUCUGUAAAAAGCAAGGAAGAGAUAGACACAGAGCUUGAAGGCGACCCAUAUACAACUGAAAAACCAGAUAACUUCAUCAUCACCAAAAAACAGAUAAGGCAAGGCACUACAGAUGAGAAACACAAUAAAACAUGGUUAAAGGAAACUCAUGAAAACUGGUUUCACAGAAGUAGAAAAAAGAAAAGAAGAAGAAAGUUAUGUCAGCAUCAUUAUGGGGAAGUAACUAAAGAAGAGUCAGAUGCUUCUUUCAAAAUGGAACCAGAUACCAAUCAUGCUGAUGUGGCAAAGAACCAUGAGUUGGAAACAAUUUCAGAAACAGACAGAGAUGAAUGUAAAACUAUAUGGCUAACUAAAGACCAAUUAGGAGAACCACAUGAAUUAUUGGACAAAAGACACAAAUCAAUGCCCAUCUAUCUACACAAGAAUAAAGGAAUGUGUAAGAUCUGGAAUGUGAAACAAAACAACAGUGAAGCUGUCAGUUCUAAAAAUUUCCAUAGAAAAAGCAAAGCUAUUUUGCAUGGGCCAACAAAUCAAAUGUUGUUCAAUUCUGGAAAACAUAACUUAACAUAUUCGAGAACAUUUUGUAGUUGGAAAGUCAGAACAGCUAGCUGUAGCCAUGAUCAUAACUGUUUAGUGCGCCAAAAUGAGGCGAAAUGCCUGAGUCAGAAUCCAUCCAUCAAAAGAGGGUACAAUUCAGUCAUUAAUGAACCAGACAGAUCUUAUCGAAAAAGAAGACAGUACACAAACUCUUGUUCCUCAGAUGAAAGUUUAUAUAGACAAAAUUGUUUAACUGAACCGCAUUUGAGACCAACAAGGACUUUAGCUAAGCCCCAUAAGCCUAAGAAGAAACGGAGGAGGAAAAGAACUAGACUUCAUUCUGGAUUUAGAGACCAGGAGCUAAGGGAGAAAAUAAGUUAUAGUUGUCUGAAAGAAAACUCUUUGUCAAGUAACCUGGGUGACUUAAUGACCCAGGAUGAAACAAAGGAAGCCAAACCACAACCCAUCCUCCACUUCGCAAGAAAUUCGGAACAAACAGUGGCAGAGGAAAAUAAGUUGACUCUGAACUCCUCUGGUUUUAUUCCUCCGGAAACUAAUAGAGAAAUAGAAUAUAUGCAAAUGGAGAAUAUUCCAGGAAAAAAUUCAGAAACUUUCAAACAUUCUCCAGACUCUGUGUUUGACCUCAAACAUUCUCCAGACUCUAGCAUGACUGAGCAAAAAGAAAAACAGGAAAGUGUAAAUAUUCACGAAAACCUCCCUCCUUUGAAGCUGCCUAACAUAGAAAGGAGUUUUGGUCCACCUCCACCCAAAUCCUACUUUUGCCAUUAUGAACUUGCUGAGGCCCUCCAGCAAGAGAAGAUGAAUGAAGCAGCAAGUGAAUGGCUUAGGUAUAAUUCAGGAAUCCUUAACAGCCAACCACCGUUACCAUUCAAAGAAGCACACAUAAACGGUCAUACCUUUUUAACUACGGAGCAGAUCCUUGCGCCAUUAGCAUUGCACGAUCAAACAUUACUGUUCCCUCUAGAAAACCAUGAAAAAUUCAAAGAUCUGCCCUGUGACGCGUACCAGCACAUCAUGCCCCCGAGCCUGCUGCCUACCAAGGUCAAGCUGACCUUUGCUCCACCGGCCCUGCAGCCAGUUAGCCCUCCCCUGCAGCCUUUGCCUUUGCAGCAGCCCCUGUGUUCUACCUCGGUCACCACCAUCCACCACACGGUCCUGCAGCAACACGCGGCUGCGGCGGCAGCUGCGGCUGCUGCGGCCGCGGCUGCAGGAACCUUCAAAGUGCUCCAGCCCCACCAACAGUUUCUGUCCCAAGUUCCGGCUCUCGCCAGAACUCCUUUACCUCAGAUCUCAGUAGGACCCAGACUUUGUCCUGCCGCUCACACGACUUUUGUUGCGCCUCCUCAGUUGCCUCUCAUUCCAUCUUCAGUCCUUCAUCCGGGCAACCUGGCUUUUCCCCCUCUGCCCCAUGCCCUUUUCCCUUCUCUGCUUUCUCCCCACCCCACUGUCAUUCCUCUGCAACCUCUCUUUUAG
Molecule: messenger RNA, 3651 nt
Organism: Gracilinanus agilis (Agile Gracile Mouse Opossum)
Lineage: Eukaryota; Metazoa; Chordata; Mammalia; Didelphimorphia; Didelphidae
Gene: ZNF804A
Product: zinc finger protein 804A
Exons: 5
Coding region: 1-3651 (1216 amino acids)
Cellular component (GO): nucleus
Source: RefSeq, a predicted model, not a curated record